AAGUGGGCGCUAAUAUUAGCGGAAGUGACGCAAUAUUAUUGUGCCUCUGCUAAAGUUCUCCCCCCUCUAAGCUCUAAAACCAUUUGCUAUCGUCCAGCGCAGUUUUGCGAAAGCUCAAAAAUAAAACAGUAAGCUGCGUUAAAACAUGCCGUCUGGCAGACAAUUUAGGCGGAGAAGGAACUCGUCGGAUGUGGAGGAGGAUGAGACAACUAAAGAAGUCAGAUCAAAAGUAGAAGAGGCUAAAGAGCUUCAGAGUUUGAGGAAACGACAGACCGGAGUGAGUGUGUCUGCCCUGUUGGUUGGGGAUUUACUGCCACCAGAAGUUGAGGGUGAUAAUGACCCUUUUAAGCUGAAGACUGGAGGGGUUGUAGACAUGAAGAAAAUCAAAGAUAGGAAUAGGGACAUGACAGAAGAGGAGACGGACCUGAACCUGGGCACCUCCUUUUCUGCUGAAACUAACAGAAGAGACGAGGAUGCGGACAUGAUGAAAUAUAUUGAGACCGAGCUGAAAAAGAAGAAGGGGUUGGUGGAAGCCGAGGAACAGAAAGUUAAGGUGAAGAAUGCAGAGGACCACUUGUAUGAGCUGCCCGAGAGCAUCCGAGUCAACUCUGCCAAGAAGACGGAGGAAAUGUUGUCCAAUCAGAUGCUGAGUGGGAUCCCUGAAGUCGAUCUUGGCAUUGAUGCAAAGAUUAAGAACAUCAUCCAGACAGAGGAUGCAAAAGCCAAGCUUCUGCAAGAACAAAGGAACAAGAAAAAAGACCACGGCACAUCAUUUGUACCCACCAACAUCGCUGUCAACUACGUCCAACACAACCGCUUCUAUCAUGAGGAUGUGAACGCACCACAGCGGCACCACAGACACAGAGAAGAGCCCAAAGCAAGGCCGCUGCGUGUGGGAGACACUGAGAAACCAGGUCCAGAGGGUAAGAUUGCGACACCACCCAACUACCGCAAACGUCCAAACAACGAAAAGGCCACAGAUGACUACCAUUACGAGAAGUUCAAGAAGAUGAAUCGACGAUACUGAGGAACUGGAUGUUGUUUUUUCAAGAAUAAAUUACUCAACUUGAUGUCCAUCUUUAUAAAGAUUGAGGCCUCUAGAUGAGUUAUGAAGAUCAUUUGCAGACUGUUUUUCUCAAACAACUGUUAAAGACUCCCAAGCUGGUGUAGUUCUUGUAAAAUAUUGUAAAAAAGCUCCUUGUGGUUAUCUGUAUAGAGUACAUUUGCUUUGUGAUGUGUUAACGGAGAAUCCCCACCGUUGAGGAAAUCAUGUGUCUUACAUGGUUUCCUGAUAACCAAGGAGUCAGCCAAGGAAUACAGGAAUAACAUAAGAUAUGUUAAAUUGAGUGGCAUUCCUGCUCUGAAUUGUGAGAUUCGCUUUUUAGUCCACAGUUAAAUGUUAACUUUUAGUUUAGAAUUGUGUUUUUAGCGCUUUAAAAAGAUUAAAAAAACAACAUAAAACCA
Messenger RNA from Sebastes umbrosus (honeycomb rockfish), 1464 nucleotides. RefSeq names its product chromosome 8 C9orf78 homolog (gene c8h9orf78). The record is from RefSeq and is a predicted model, not a curated record. The transcript is spliced from 9 exons. Gene Ontology annotation, cellular component: spliceosomal complex. Lineage: Eukaryota; Metazoa; Chordata; Actinopteri; Perciformes; Sebastidae. The coding region runs from base 146 to 1027 and encodes 293 amino acids. Gene Ontology annotation, biological process: mRNA splicing, via spliceosome.